Hyalella azteca is the source of this 567-nucleotide messenger RNA. RefSeq names its product calcineurin subunit B type 2-like. Gene Ontology annotation, molecular function: calcium-dependent protein serine/threonine phosphatase regulator activity; calcium ion binding. Lineage: Eukaryota; Metazoa; Arthropoda; Malacostraca; Amphipoda; Hyalellidae. The record is from RefSeq and is a predicted model, not a curated record. The transcript has 4 exons. The coding region runs from base 1 to 567 and encodes 188 amino acids.
AUGAGUCUGGCCGACAUUGUCGGGUCGACUGCAGUGUUUUGGUUGCGCUCCAACCGGCUCCAGCUCAACGCUGCCGAAACAGCGCCAAGGGCGGCAGUUGAUGCGGACGAGAUCUGGCGGCUGGGCAAGAGGUUCCGUAAGCUGGACUUGGACAACUCUGGGUUGCUGAGUGUUGAGGAGUUCAUGUCCUUACCUGAGAUACAACAAAAUCCACUUGCCCAAAGGGUCAUCGAUAUAAUUGAUGCUGAUGGCAAUGGAGAAAUUGACUUUAAAGAGUUCAUACAAGGCAUGUCACAGUUCAGCGUCAAAGGUGACAAAGAGAGCAAGAUGCGGUUUGCGUUCCGCAUCUACGACAUGGACAACGAUGGGUACAUCUCCAAUGGCGAGCUCUUCCAGUUCCUGAAGAUGAUAAUGGGCAACAACUUGGAAGAUCAUCAACUUCAGGAGAUUGUUGACAAAACUAUGCUCUUUGCCGACAAGGAUAAAGAUGGCAGGAUCAGUUUUGAGGAGUUCUGCACCGUUGUUGAAAACACAGACGUCCAUAAAAUGAUGGUCGUUGACGUUUAG